Molecule: messenger RNA, 517 nt
Organism: Aspergillus ibericus CBS 121593
Lineage: Eukaryota; Fungi; Ascomycota; Eurotiomycetes; Eurotiales; Aspergillaceae
Exons: 3
Coding region: 59-307 (82 amino acids)
Source: RefSeq, a predicted model, not a curated record
UAUCCCGUGUAACAGAAAGCAAAAACUGUAUCGGAAAUACUUGAAAAAGCAUCUCACCAUGCCUCUCGUCGUCCCUGGUAUCAACAACGCCCCUGGUCCCAACCAAGAGGAAUGGCUCAAUAAGCUGGCGGGGAAGAAGCUCACUGAGUCGUCGGAGAGCGAUGUGACUACGUUCGCGAAGAAGGACCUUCCUCAGAGCCAUCGCGUCAUCAAGCCUGGAGACAUGGCCACGAUGGAUUUCAACCCCGAUCGGAUGAACAUUCAUGUCGAUGAAGCGGGCAUUGUCAAGAAUGUCACCUUUUCUUAGACCAUGAUACAGCCAGGGUGUUUAUGAUGUAACGUGGACUUGUUAAGAUAUGACUGGGAUGAUAUUGAUGUAUUAACUAUGGAGAGGAUAUAUGGAAAUAAUGCUGAACCUAUGGUAUAAUGGUUUAUGUGGGAUUGUUCCUUCUGUAUGUGCAGCGUAGCUGAUAAGAUAUGGGUAUAUCCCAGUAUCGGAUAUCUUAGGACAUGAGGU